UAGAGGGCAAGCAAACGCGUACCGAUCGAAUCCGAAUGGCCGGCUAUCCUCCCGGUUCCGGCUACCCUCCCUACGGCGCUCCUCCGGCGGGACAACCCUACGGCUACGGAAGCCCUUACGGAGCCCCGCCGCCGUCCUAUGGAGCUCCGCCACCGCCCUAUGGAGGCCCCGCACCGUCAGCACCCCCGGCGGGAGAGAAACCGCCCAAGGAAGGCAAGAACCAGAGCUAUAGCCAGCCCGGGUACUACGGCCACUCCGCUCUACCAUCCGCUUCGGCCUCUCAGUCUCCUUAUCCAAGGCCGUACAGCAGCGGCCCGUUCGCGUCGCUCGUACCCUCAGUGUUUCCGCCGGGGACCGACCCCAACGUGGUGGCGUGCUUUCAGGCCGCGGAUCGCGACGGAAGUGGGUCCAUCGAUGAUAAGGAGCUGCAGCAAGCGCUCUCGUCCUACAACCAGAGCUUCAGCAUGAGGACCGUUCAUCUCCUAAUGUACCUCUUCACCUCCACCAACGUCCGCAAGAUCGGGCCUAAAGAGUUCACUUCUGUCUUCUACAGUCUUCAGAGCUGGAGGGCUAUCUUUGAGAGGUUUGAUCGUGACCGCAGUGGCAAGAUUGACACUACAGAGCUCCGUGAGGCCCUUCUGAGCCUUGGUUUUUCUGUUUCCCCAUCAAUCCUGGAUUUGCUUGUUUCCAAAUUUGACAAAUCUGGAGGCAAGAGUAGAGCCAUCGAAUAUGACAACUUCAUCGAGUGCUGUCUCACGGUCAAGGGUCUGACAGAGAAAUUCAAAGAGAAGGACACCGCAUAUUCAGGUUCAGCAACUUUCACCUACGAGUCUUUCAUGUUAACCGUCUUGCCCUUUCUCAUUGCUUAAGUGUUUUUGCCUUUGCUGUUUAGCAAAGGCUCAACUACUGCUUAUGUUUGACUGGUAUUUAUAUGUGAGCGCCUUCCAAGUUGUAAGUGAACCAAUUUAACCAUUGUUGCUCGGAACUUCCUAAUUUGAUGGGCUUGUGUGCUA
This is a messenger RNA of Zingiber officinale, 1013 nucleotides long. RefSeq names its product calcium-binding protein CBP-like. The coding region runs from base 36 to 869 and encodes 277 amino acids. Lineage: Eukaryota; Viridiplantae; Streptophyta; Magnoliopsida; Zingiberales; Zingiberaceae. The record is from RefSeq and is a predicted model, not a curated record. The transcript has 5 exons. Gene Ontology annotation, molecular function: calcium ion binding.